This is a messenger RNA of Lolium perenne, 1388 nucleotides long. RefSeq names its product E3 ubiquitin-protein ligase SRFP1. Gene Ontology annotation, molecular function: ubiquitin protein ligase activity; zinc ion binding. The record is from RefSeq and is a predicted model, not a curated record. Gene Ontology annotation, biological process: ubiquitin-dependent protein catabolic process; protein ubiquitination. Gene Ontology annotation, cellular component: nucleus. NCBI's taxonomy places the organism in Eukaryota, Viridiplantae, Streptophyta, Magnoliopsida, Poales, Poaceae.
GAAGAAGAUGAUGAAAGGUGAAGACAUGGAAAAACAAUUGCACAUCAGAGUGAUUGUGUCUCUGCCUCCCAACAAGAACCUGAGAAAGAACAUCACGUACGCACUAGUAGUAGUAUAGAAUUGCCCUUUUACAGCGCCUGUCUCUCGUCUGAUUCUCAAGGACCACGGCCCAAUCCCCAACUCCUGUUUCUUGCCAUUCUCGGUAACACCCCAGAGCCACUCUCGGUAGCUACGUAGCAGUAUAAAAAUAUACUCUCCUCAUCCUAGCGCGGCAACAGCCAACACAAGCAGAAGCCUCCCCCCCAGGCCAGAUCUCCAAGCCGCCGCCGCCGCCGCCGAGCCGAGACAAGAACACCGCCAAUGGAUAUGGAGCUCGACGAGGCUCGCCGCGGCUUCGGCAAGAUGGGGUUCGGAUGCAAGCACUACCGGAGGCGGUGCAGGAUCCGGGCGCCCUGCUGCAACGACGUCUUCAACUGCCGCCAUUGCCACAACGAGUCCACGAAAGACGGGCACGAGCUCGACCGACAUGCCGUUGAAUUGGUUAUAUGUCUCGUCUGUGACACCGAGCAGCCGAUCGCGCAACUGUGCACCAACUGCGGCGUCUGCAUGGGGGAGUACUUCUGCAGGGCGUGCAAAUUCUUGGACGACGAUGUUGACAAGGAGCAAUACCAUUGCAAAGACUGCGGCAUCUGCAGAGUUGGAGGGAAGGAAAAGUUCUUCCACUGCCAGAAGUGCGGAUCGUGCUACUCGGUCACUCUCCGCGACAAGCAUCGCUGCAUCGAGGACUCGAUGAAGAACAACUGCCCAAUCUGCUACGAGUACCUGUUCGAUUCUCUGAGGGAGACGUCCGUGCUUCGAUGCGGGCACACGAUGCACUUGCAGUGCUUCCACGAGAUGCUAAAGCACGACAAGUUCACUUGCCCCAUGUGCUCCAUGUCUAUCUUUGACAUGGAAAAGUUCUUGAGUGCCUUGGACGCCGAGAUUGAGGCGAAUUUCUUGCGCACGGAUUACAUGGGAAAGGGAUGGAUCGUGUGCAACGACUGCAGGGACACGACGCGAGUGUACCCGGGCAUGGCAGGGCAGAGGAAGUGUUGCCACUGCCAGUCCUACAACACCUGCAGGGUUGCUCCCCCGGUGCUCCCGGCCUAGUAGCUCCGAUCGACACAUGCAUAUUGCUUCGUCGGUCAUGUCGCUUCUCGGUGAAAGAUUAUGAUUAUACUAUUUAGUAGCCGCGAUUGAUGUAAAAUUAUUAAUUCCAGUCCAGCAUGAACUGCGCAGAAUCAUUACAUACGGUACCGAUUUAUAUGUAUCUACGGCACCAAUUUGCCAGGAAGGGGAGAGAGAGAGAACGAAUGAAUGAAAAACGCCACCACCAGUCAGUUCGUGCA